Messenger RNA from Lotus japonicus, 2353 nucleotides. RefSeq lists its product as uncharacterized. The record is from RefSeq and is a predicted model, not a curated record. The transcript is spliced from 6 exons. The coding region runs from base 216 to 1886 and encodes 556 amino acids. NCBI's taxonomy places the organism in Eukaryota, Viridiplantae, Streptophyta, Magnoliopsida, Fabales, Fabaceae.
UGCUCACGUAGGCAAAAAAGGACCCUGUUAAACUUAGAUUUCCUGCUUUAAAUGCACAUUACAAAACAAGACUUAUGCACUUUAUUCAUGAAAAUUAGUUAGUGUUAUAGGAAGAGAGAAGCAACGAUUGGCCAUUACUUGUUAACUUUUGUGGACUCCAUGAGAUGUUUAAUUUUGACCUUGGUGCUUAAGUCUAUAAUUUGGUGACAAAGAAAAUGCCAUGUCCCAAAGAAGAAGUUCUUCUUAGAGUCUUCAACAAUGUCUCAAGCUCUUUCCAGCUUCUCUUCCUACUUCUCUUCUCCACUGCCAUUUUCCUUCUCACAUUCUUAACCUUCACUGGCAGAUUCCCCUUAAUCCAAAGAGAUCAACAAUAUGAAUAUGUGUAUUCUGAUGACGAAGAAGAAGAAGAAGAAAAUCAAGAAGGGUAUUCUUGUGUUGAUUCUACUGAGAAAGCAGACAUCACAUGUGGCAGUGAAACCCUUUACAAGGAGCUUCAGCCUCAGAGGAAUCAUUCUUAUUCUCAGGAAUUCAUAACCCCCCAAGAAAGCUUGUUUGAAGAUUCAGAAGAAAACCAUUGUUCUGAAUCAGUGUCUGUCCAUGACUCACCUCAAGUUUCUGACUUUGAAGAAGACUUUCCAGCAAGAGAUGCUGACUCUCUUCCAAAUUAUGUCCAAGUUGAAAGCAGGACAACCUCUCCCAUCAACCUGAACCCGUACAAAAAUGAUUAUGUUGGUCUUGGAGUUAUUAAAAAUAAGAAGGUGCAGGAAGCAAACCUCACAAGGGAUGAGAGAUUCUUUGUUUUACCUUCUACCCAGUUGAAGCUUAAGAAGUUGAUUGUUGAAAAGAAGGAUGACGAGGACUCUACAAGCUCCUCUGAAUGGAGGAGCUCCAUGAUCAAUUGCAGGGAUUAUGAUACUGAGGAGGAUGCAUUUUCUACCUCUUCUAGAAGAAGUUGCCCCAAGUGGGAAUCAUAUACUUUGUUCCAAAAAUAUGAUGAAGAAAAGGCAUUCUUGAACAGAACUAGUUCACAGAAACUUCAUGAAUCUGAUUCUAUAAGGUCUCCAAGAUCAAUGUCAGAGCGCAUUGCAAACAAGCUUUCAACUAUAAACAAAAAGGUUGCUGAUGUUGGUCACAACCCAUACCGUGAACUAGAGGCUGCAUAUGUUGCACAAAUUUGCUUAACAUGGGAAGCACUUAGUUGGAACUACAAAAACUGUCGUUCCAAACAUUCUUCACUCCGUGAUCUUGAUACCGGUUGUCCUGCCAUCAUUGCACAACAAUUCCAGCAAUUUCAGGUUUUGUUACAAAGAUACAUAGAGAAUGAGCCUUAUGAGCAUGGAAGGAGACCUGAGAUUUUUGCUAGAAUGAGGCUUUUGGCACCAAACUUGCUCCUGGUGCCAGAAUGUCAAGAUUCAGAGGAUGAUGAGAAGGAUGGUGAUUUUCAAUGUAAAAUAUCCUCAGCUUCAUUUCUGAUGAUAAUGGAGGAAGGAAUCAGAACAUUCAUGAAUUUUCUGAAGACUGAUAAAGAAACACCAUGUCAUAUCCUAGCAGCUUACUUUAUGCGAAACCUAAGAGGAACAGUUGAUCCAACACUACUCCGGCUAAUGAAGAAAGUGAAUCAAAAGAAGAGGAAGAAGGUUAAGGAUCUUAGCCAUGCAGGGAGAUCAUUGAGGAAGAGAAAGUUGAAUGUGGAAGAAAAGAUGGAGAUUUUGAUGGCUCUUAUAGACCUAAAAGUGGUGUCAAGGGUGUUAAGAAUGAAUGAGUUGAGUGAAGAACAGUUGCACUGGUGUGAAAAUAAAAUGAGCAAAGUGAGGAUCACUGAAGGGAGACUUCAAAGAGAUUAUUCAACUCCACUUUUCUUUCCCUCUCAUCAACCCACCAGAUGAUGAAUAUACACGACUGCUAGUAUGUUUGGAUCAGCUUCUCUAUUUCCCGAAUCAAUUCUGGUACCCUUAUGCUGCUGAUGAUAUAAGUUUCUACACAGAAUUAAUUUUGACUUUAAAAUCGACUAUAGAAGGAUUUCCAAACACGCACUACAUGUAUAACACUUCAAGGAAAUGGAGCUGAUAAAGAAAGUAGAGACAAAGUGAAGUGGGUAUGUAGAUAGAGACAUAACUAGGUUCCUUACUUGGGAUUACAUGCAAUUUCAGCUGAAUCAAAAGAAGAAUGAGCUAGACAGGCACACAUGAAGAAGAAUAAAACAAUGGUCUUAGGGGGGGGGGAAAGUACAGUACAGGUUACACAUGCAUGUAGCAGUCUUAGCCUCCUUUAGUUUUAGUUCUUUUACAUACAACACUUGUAAAAUAAAUUGAUAGAAAUAUAUAUCAUCAUUAUAAGAAAUAAGCAAUAAAUA